UUCCGUCCCAGAUGAGCGUCAGUCAGUCAGUCAGUCGGUGACGGACCUCAGAACCGGAGCAGCACCGGAUCAUGCGCGCACUCACCGCGUCCUGACAGCUGCACGCGGCUCGGUUCCGGUGUCGGCGAGCGAGAUGGACGGAGGAGAGAGGAAGGAUGUGAAGCUCUCUGCUGAAGUAGAACCGUUUAUCCCUCAGAAGAAAGGUGUUGAAGCGUCAUUAUUACCCAUGAGUCUGUGCGGUGAGGGUGGAGCUGAGCCCACACAAAUCCCCUCCUACCUGAUCACCUGCUACCCCUUCGUACAGGAGAAUCAGAACAACAGUCGGCAGAUGCCUGUGUAUAACGGAGAUCACCGCUGGCAGCAGCUGAACCCGAGCCCCGGCGGGCCGUACCUGGCGUACCCGAUCCUGUCGUCCCCGCAGGCCCCCGUCUCCAGUGAUUACCCCACGUACUACCACGCCAUCAUGCCCACACCCUGCCCUCCUGUCAUGGGCUUCUACCAGCCCUUCCCGGGGACGUACACGGGGCCCCUGCAGGCCGGCGCGCUCAACCCCGUCUCCGACUGCAGCCAGACGCAGAGAGGGAGAGGCGUCUCACGAAACCCCGUCCUAAACAAGCAGCCAGUGGCUCAGCCAAUGAGAGGCAAGCGUCCCGUGAUGCGGAGCGUGGCGGUUCAGAAGGAGGUGUGUGCCGCCGGGCCUGAUGGGAGAUCCAAGACGGUGCUGCUGGUGGAUGCAGCACAGCAGACAGAUUUCCCCGGCGAGGCGUCUGGCAGCGUCAGAUGUGCGUCGGAUCAGGCGAGUCCUCAGUGGAAGAAUAAAGCUGGGCGCAGACACACAUCUCAGCAGGAGUCGUCCAGCGAGCAGGGAGCCAGCGAGGCCGACAUCGACAGCGACAGCGGCUACUGCAGCCCCAAACACAACCAGGGAGCCGCCAACACCUCCACCAAUCAGCACACGGCCGCCGCGGUACGUUCAGCUCGUCUGGCCUGAGACACAUGUCUGUUAGACUUCAUUAUAGUGAGGAGGAAUGUGUGUUAUCGUCCCUCAUUUGAUUUCAGCGAAUCAGUACGAGCGAACGCACACAACCUGAUUAAUAUUUAUGAAUCCAGCAGCUUGUUAAUCCUUAGUGCGUUUUAUAUUGUUCUUAUUAGUGUAUAUAGAGGGUUGGACCUUCAAAAUGAUCUAUGAUUUGUUGGAAUCAGACACACACACAAGUCACAAGACACAAGUCACACACAAGUCGACAAAGUCAGUUCUGAGAAAAAUCAAGUUAAAGUUUUCCAAAGCAAAAUUAGCUAGCAACAUUGCAUUGUUUCUUCCACUUCCUUU
Sinocyclocheilus grahami is the source of this 1330-nucleotide messenger RNA. RefSeq names its product selenocysteine insertion sequence-binding protein 2-like. The record is from RefSeq and is a predicted model, not a curated record. NCBI's taxonomy places the organism in Eukaryota, Metazoa, Chordata, Actinopteri, Cypriniformes, Cyprinidae. Gene Ontology annotation, molecular function: selenocysteine insertion sequence binding; mRNA 3'-UTR binding; ribonucleoprotein complex binding. Gene Ontology annotation, cellular component: ribonucleoprotein complex; mitochondrion. Bases 134 to 991 code for a protein of 285 amino acids. The transcript is spliced from 6 exons.